AUGGCCUCAACAUGCCAAGACCGUAUUCUGAGCGCUCCCGCACAUCACGUUAAGGCGACCCUCGCAUUUCUAUGCAAGGAUAGCGAGGUGGAGAAACUCACCCUUGCACGUCUCGACGCGUUGGCCAGAAUGGAGAAGGCCGCGACCGAAGCACCCGGCAACAAGCGAAAGGCCACUGAGGAGUUAGCCGUCUGUGUCCAGUGUGAAGCCCCCUUUUACAAGGACGAGAAUCACAUUGGCGCUUGCUCGUACCACCCGGGCGAGAUGGAAGUGGAUGAUGACAACGACUUUUGGGCGGACCAUGAUGAGAAUAUCCAUGGCACUAUAGACUCUGACUGGGCGCGAAAGGAAUACCCCGGGGGCUUCAUAUGGUCAUGUUGCGAGAAGAAUGCUGAAGGGGCUCCUGGCUGUACAACGGGUCGCCAUGAGGCUGAUCCACAAAAGGCGUGGAAAGACGGCAGUGAAGAAGAGGAGGCUUAA
This is a messenger RNA of Clonostachys rhizophaga, 480 nucleotides long. NCBI's taxonomy places the organism in Eukaryota, Fungi, Ascomycota, Sordariomycetes, Hypocreales, Bionectriaceae. The record is from the annotation of a GenBank genome assembly.